AUGGCACUAACUAGAGUUGGAUGUCCUUCUAUAUUUCAUCUCAAAUUAGAUCGAAAAUCAAACAAAUACGUGGUUGCUAACUUUGUAAGCUUCCACAACCAUAACUUGAUAGGGCCUAUGGGUGUGCCCUUCCUCCGCUCUCACAGGAAGGUUCGUAGUCCUGAUAAAGCCUCGGCCAAUACGAUGCAUAAAGUUGGCAUUAAAACAAGUCAUAUUAUGGAUUUUGCCGCACAACAAUCUGGUGGAUAUGACAAGGUUGGAUACACACAAAAACAUCUUUAUAAUCAUUUUACAGCUCAACGCAAAAUAAAGGUUGCGGAUGGGGACGCGGAAGGUGCAUUAGCCUAUUUAUGUGCGAAAGCAGAAUAUGACCCCUUGUUCUAUUACAAGUAUGACGUGGAUGAGCAAAACCGGUUAAAUAAUAUGUUUUGGAGAGAUUCAACAUCUCUAACAGACUACCUGUGCUUUGGAGACGUGCUACUAUUUGAUGCUGCUUAUCGAACGAAUGCUUAUGGGAAGCCUUUUGUGAUACUAGCUGGAGUCAAUAGUCACUUCCAAAUUGCAAUAUUUGGGUGUGCAUUGUUGACUGCUGAGACUGUUGAGACUUAUACAUGGGUAUUGGAAAAGUUUCUUGAUCCCAUGGGCAAUGAAAAAAUGCCAGUGUCAGUAAUGACAGAUGGAGAUAAGGCCAUGAGGAGAGCAAUAAAAACUGUGUUGCCUAAUGCUCGUAAUCGUUUAUGCAAAUGA
Rhododendron vialii is the source of this 747-nucleotide messenger RNA. Its product is annotated as protein FAR1-RELATED SEQUENCE 5-like. The transcript has a single exon. NCBI's taxonomy places the organism in Eukaryota, Viridiplantae, Streptophyta, Magnoliopsida, Ericales, Ericaceae. Bases 1 to 747 code for a protein of 248 amino acids. The record is from RefSeq and is a predicted model, not a curated record.